Hemibagrus wyckioides is the source of this 570-nucleotide messenger RNA. RefSeq names its product single-pass membrane protein with aspartate-rich tail 1b (gene smdt1b). The record is from RefSeq and is a predicted model, not a curated record. Lineage: Eukaryota; Metazoa; Chordata; Actinopteri; Siluriformes; Bagridae. Gene Ontology annotation, cellular component: uniplex complex; mitochondrial inner membrane. Gene Ontology annotation, biological process: mitochondrial calcium ion homeostasis; calcium import into the mitochondrion. The transcript has 3 exons. Bases 39 to 311 code for a protein of 90 amino acids.
CUCUCUCUCCAAAUACAGAACAUAUAAAGCAGGAAAAAAUGGCGUUGGCAGCGCGCGCCCUUUUUCGGAGUUUCCUCGCUAGGAAUGCCGGGUUAAACUCAAGAAAUAUGAAAGGAGUCACACUGAGCCGAAACGCGGUGACCUCAACCUCGGGAGCCAUACUUCCAAAACCAGAUAUAACCCGGUUUGGUGUGGUGCGCAUGACGGUGGUGGUGCUCCCGUUCCUGUAUGUAGGCACGCUCAUCAGCAAGCAGUUUGCAGCUCUUCUGGAAGAGCACGAUAUCUUCGUUCCUGAUGAUGACGAUGACUGAGUAACAGCAGGCCAUACAAUGCAGCUGGGUGACUGGGGACACACACCGUCGCUCACACUGAAGAUAACUCUAAACAGGAUCAGUGCAAUAACGUUCCAGUUCAUCAGCUAGCGUUUACACUCCAACUUUUCAGUCAGACUCUAAUGUCAGAUUUUUGAUGAGUUGUCUUUUAAAGCCAAAGUCUUAACACCAUAUAUAUAUAUAUGUGUUUGCGUGUACAGUUUUGUUUCCGUCGAAUAAAGGACUUGACUAUUGGUUG